GCUUCAGGCGAGGCUUGUGGUGGGAUCGGAGCCUCUUAUCUGAGCGCAGCCAUGGAGCAGAGUAGCGAUGGGGUGCCAAUCAACCAGCGUUGCAGAGUGAUAUACCACAUGAAACUGUGAGGCAUUGCCAAAAUGCGGAAUCAGAAGAGACAGGCAGUUGGCUUUUAGCCUUGCAAGCCCAUUUGAAGAAAGGAAGUCAGCAAGACAUGAGUGAUAUACCACAUGAACCUGUGAGACAUUGCCAAGAUACGGAAUCAGAAGGGAUAGGUAGUUGGCUUUUAGCCAAUUGCAAGCUCAUUUAAAGAAAGGAAGUUAGCAAUAUUCUAAAUAUUUUUUGUCUGUAUCUCACUACGUCUAUUUAGUUGGUAUGUUAAAAACACAGAUUCUGUAUGUUGCCUAUUUUAGAAUGCACCUUCAUUUUUAGCGGUUUGCUUGUCCAACUGGUGAUGGUAUUUCUGCUGUUGAUGACUAUAAAUUAGUUGUAAAUUAUUUUGUUAUGAUUCUUCAGCAGUUUGACAAUUCUUGCUUAUGCAUAAAAGGCUGGCUUUACCACUAGUUUUUAACAAAAGGAAAAAUAUCAUAUAAAGUAGUAGCUUAUUGACUGAUCAUUAGUUCCUAUGAGGCUAUGACACUCCAUGAUUCAAUUGCUUGGGAAAAAAAAAACACUCCAUGGUCCAAAUCCCCCCCCCCCCCCUGCCCCGAUUCAAGAAAGGUCAUGCAUACACGUGCUUGUCAUUCCACAUACUAUUUUUGUUGCUUUCAGCAAGUAAAGGUCGACUAUGCGCUUAAUUUCCUCAAGCGGUACAUAUGCCCUGUACCAUGUUUUCAGGCAUUCACUAUCAAGAAGGACCUCCUCGCAAGAAAAUUGUCCACAGCUUCAAAGAGAGCAGUAGUUCCAAAAGUCAAAUACGCAGAUGGUCAUCAGAGGAAAAUGAGGCACUCACGCAAAUGGUAAACAAACAUGGGACGAAAGACUGGCAAACUAUUGCAUGUGCUAUACCUGGCCGAAAUGCACAUUCAUGCUUUUCAAGAUGGAAAUACAUUCUAGACCCAGCAAUAAACAAAGAGCCUUGGUCGCAACAGGAGGAACUAAGAUUGAUUCGUGCACAGCAAGUUUAUGGAAACAAAUGGUGUAAAAUGGUCAAACAUUUCCCAGGGAGGACAAAUGGUGCACUCAAAGAACAUUGGAGAGGUUCUAUGAAAAGAAAACUGGAUUCAUACUUGGCCUCAGGAUUGCUCGAACACAUUCCAGACCUGCAAGAUGAUGUAUCAUUUCCACAGAGCAAUCAGUCUGAUAUUCCAAAGGAUUGCAAAGCUGCAUCUGAUAGAAAUAGAUUUUCAUCACGUUUAUCAACAAACCCCAAACUUAAACAAGAGCUCACAGAACUGGUUGAAAAUGCUAAUACGUCAGCAAGAAAAAGCUCUGACUUAUUCUAUGCUAAAGCACCUGAUACCCAUUCAGCCAAAAUCUCAGAAAUGACAAUGGCCAAAUCACAGCAGUGUGCAGGAACAAGAAAGAAGCUGGCUUUUCUGUCAACCCCAGUGGAGCUCAAGAAUGUUGUACCACAUGAAACCACCAAACAUUGUCAUGAUAUGGAAUCAGAAAAGACAGAGGUCCCACUGUGCAAGAAAAAUGCCCACUGCAUCAAGGAUGGAAGUAGUUUAAAAAUUCCCGAAAGGGCCAAAGGCAAAUGGUUAGCAGAGGAAAAUGAAAUUCUCACUAAAAUGGUUGCCAAACAUGGAAAAAACUGGCAAACUGUUGCAUCUGCUAUACCUGGCCGAGAAGCAAAACAAUGCCGAAUCAGAUGGACACGCAGUCUUGACCCAGCAAUAAACAAAGAGGGUUGGUCAGAACAGGAGGAGCUAAAAUUGAUUCGAGCUCAUCAAAUAUAUGGAAGCCAGUGGCUUAAAAUGGUCAAACAUUUCCCUGGGAGGACAAAUCAUGCACUCAAAGAACACUGGAGAGGUCGUAUGAAAGGAAAACUGAAUUUUUAUUUAGCCUCAGGAUUGCUAGAACAAGUUCCGGACCUGGAAGAAGAUAUAUCAGUUCCAGAGAGCAGUCAGUCAGAUAUUCUGAAGGACAGCCAGGGUUCAUCUGACAGAAGUCGACCGCCAUCAGUUCUACGAACACGGCCCAAAUCUAAACAGGAACUCCCAGAACUAGAUGAAAAUGCUGGUACAUCAGAAGAAGAAACUUCUGCUUGCAUUUGUCCUAAAGGGCCCAAUGCCCAUUCAGCCAAAGUUUCUGAAAAGGUAUUGGCUAAAUCAAAGCAGCGUGCCAGAGCCCGAAGGAAAUUGGAUUUUUUGUCGACCCCAGUGGAGCUCAAGGUAUGCACUGCUGCAGCAAGCUGUGCAAGGCCUCCCCUUAAAAUGGAUCAAAUGAGUCCAGCGGCCGACAAUAUCUCUGCAUCAGAUGUAUGUCAAGACAUUUCACAGAAUGUCCCAUCAGAACGUGUGGAUGCCAUCAUACCACCAGCUGCUAAUAAUCAUCGCAAUGAUUUGCAUUCACCAGCAACCCUAGAUCCAUUCUUUCUGGAGAUGCAUGAGGUCAACGCAUCAGAUCUUCUGGACAUGUCCUACUGCGAUGACUUGAUAAUCGAUUCUCCUUGUUACCCACAUGACGGUAGCUUCAUAUAGAAGAAAAAGUUACGGACACAAAUGCAACUUCGGGUGUUGCACUUGCUCUGUUGUACACUUUUGGUAGCAAGAGACGAUGAACUUGUCUUCCUAAAAUCCAGCAACUCCCUGUACUUGUUGCAUGUUGGAUGGAACGACACUAUCUUGUCUUGUCAAAAAUAAUUGCAUUGCUGCUCUGUUUAAUGUUGUAAAAUUAGGUUAACGAGGAUGCCAUUGCCGGCCCUCGGUUCCGUGUUAA
Messenger RNA from Sorghum bicolor (sorghum), 2875 nucleotides. Its product is annotated as transcription factor MYB3R-5. Lineage: Eukaryota; Viridiplantae; Streptophyta; Magnoliopsida; Poales; Poaceae. Gene Ontology annotation, biological process: regulation of DNA-templated transcription. The record is from RefSeq and is a predicted model, not a curated record. The coding region runs from base 808 to 2637 and encodes 609 amino acids. Gene Ontology annotation, cellular component: nucleus. Gene Ontology annotation, molecular function: DNA-binding transcription factor activity, RNA polymerase II-specific; RNA polymerase II cis-regulatory region sequence-specific DNA binding. The transcript has 12 exons.